Austrofundulus limnaeus is the source of this 1111-nucleotide messenger RNA. Its product is annotated as transmembrane protein 69. Lineage: Eukaryota; Metazoa; Chordata; Actinopteri; Cyprinodontiformes; Rivulidae. The record is from RefSeq and is a predicted model, not a curated record. The coding region runs from base 92 to 868 and encodes 258 amino acids. The transcript is spliced from 3 exons.
ACCCGGAAGGCUUAAACCGCGUACCAGUUAGCUCUCGCAGAUUACGGAUGACCCUGGAAGGAAAAUAUGAGUUUUUCGAUCUGAUACUAAGAUGCUGUCUGCUGUAUUAAGAAGAAGCACUUUUGCAGCCCAGAGGGUUUUGCAAUGGGCACACCCUCCCCAGAGAUGCUGGACCUCGACCCUGACAGGAGCUUCUGGUGGAUCUGCUUUCUCCUGCUCCUCAAAGAGGGACUCUGGACACGUAAAACCUCCUCGUGCCAGUGGACUCCUCCGGACGCCAACGCUUAGCGCUUUGUUUGAGGUGAGGGGUCAGUGUUUCAGCUGUUCUGCAGUGAAGCUGAAGAAGCGUGCGCGGCCCGAACCCCCUCCCCGACAACUAGGCCUGGUUCGCUAUGACAUGGAGCACUUGUGGAAGGGGCCCAAACCCGCCCUUAUCCUGGGGUUUGCUGGGCUCAUCCCUUUUGUCUGCCCGACUUAUUUAAUGGCUGCAACUGAGACCUACUACCCGGACCUGGUUUACGCUCAGUUAGCGUAUGCCGCCUCCAUCGUUUCCUUCCUGGGCGGAGCUCGGUGGGGGUUUGCGCUUCCUGAGUGCAGCCCGGCCAAACCUGACUGGAUAAACCUGGCCAACAGUGUGGUUCCUGCCCUGUUCGCCUCGAUAGCCAUGUUGAUGUGCGACACCAUUAUUCCCGCAAUCACCAUGGCCAUCAUGGGACUUGGAAUCGCCCUGCAUUACGAUCUGUCUCUGCUGCCRACUUACCCCAGCUGGUUUAAAGCCCUGCGCACCGUUCUUACCAUCGUGGCGUUCCUUUCUCUGCUUGGUACGCUCACACUGAACGGUGUUUAUCCAGAGAAGAACUUUUUCUGACGUGGACUACAGAUUUCUUCUGUAAGGCUUUUGGCUCCUUUAAAUUUUUAUGAUUUAAGGAAUUUGUUUUUCAUGUAAACAUGCCCCAAAUUUAUUCCUGCAGAUAGAAAACACAAAAACAAAAGUAGCUGUGUGUGUUCCCCUUUUUUUUUUAUAACAAAUAACACCCUACAUUACAUCAUGUUUGUCCUGUUUGGUUUUGGCAAAGACAAAUAAUGUGUUCAAAUAAAGUGUUAAUUCUUA